AUGACCACUCAGCAUCACGUAGGGGAGGGCUACAGCCAGCGUAAUCCAGUGCCCACCAUCGAGCGCUUCCGUCAAGAAGAGGAAGCUAGAGAAAGAGCAGCGGCAGCCAACGCUACUCAAACCGCUCAAAGCGCUGCUGAAGAAGCUGCUCCCUCGAAGCAAGUGCCCCCUCCUGUGCCUGCAAAGGAGGAGAAGAGUACGCCAGAGAACGACCCUGCCGUCGACAAGGGAGGAGCUCGAUCCGGUUCUGGUGGAGGUGCUGAUGAGAAGGAGCGUUUAAAGCGCGCCGCUCAGCCUCCUCAGGAGAAGCCCACUGACUUCGUUGCCAAGGGCAAGAGACGGGUCAAAGACCCGACUACUGGCGCUGAUGUGGAGAUUGAAGAUCAAAAGCCGUUCAACCUGCAUCCCGAUCAGCUCGAAUCUAAGAAGCCAUCUGCAGAGGCCAACAGCUUCAGCGGGCGUCUGCCUACUAGUGCAGAUGCCUACCGUACCCUUCUAACAGCUCCAAUCGGUGCACCGCCUACCAAUGUGCUGCUUCAGCCUUUCCCAGCCCCCCUCGACUCCGAAGGGCUGGCCAAGCUGCGAGGCAACUUUAGGAACUUGGGCAUCGCACUUGGAGUGGCGAUGUCCGUCGUGUGGUUCAUGACUGCCUUUGGAGCAGGUUACUGGAGGUUCUUUGUCCGUUCGAUCCUCAUUGGAGGUGUCGGUCUGGGCGGCGGAGCUGCGCUCGGUCUCGCCGCAAACAAGAUCGAGACGGAUCUGAAGCAGGUUCGAGCUCAGAUGGCCACACAGCGUGGUCAGGGAUUCUCUCCUAAAGAGCCUUGCCUUCCUGAAGGUGUGGAGUGGAUCAAUGCAGUCAUUGCGACAGUGUGGAAACAGAUCGACCCAGCCAUCUUUGCAACGCUGGCUGAUACUAUCGAAGACGUUAUGCAAGCUAGUCUGCCCGGUUUCAUUGAGGCUGUAAAGAUCAGCGAUCUUACGCACGGAGAUGCCGACUCCGCCCUGCGCUUCACGCACUUCAGAGCUCUCGCUGAUAAGCAGGGCGACCGCGAGUACCCCCGCGAAGAGUGGAUUGACCAAGGAAAGAAGCCUAGCCCCUCGGCUGACGAUAAAGCUGGAGAGAAGCCCAAGCCUGUCGAGAAUGACGCUGAUGGCGAUGGCAUUGCUGAUGAAGACGAGUCGGGCGACUUCCUCAACCUCGAGGUCGGCUUCGUCCUCAUGAAGCGACCUGACCAAAAGGCUAAGGCUGCAAGUCUUCAAAUCUCCUUCUUCUUGGGAGCGCUGAACUUGUUCCGCUUCCCUUUCAACGUCUGGGCCGAAGUGACAGGUCUCAGUGGUGUGGUGCGCUUGCGAGUGCAAUUCGUGGCCGCUGCGCCCUUCGUUCGCAACGUCACAAUUUCCCUCAUGGGCGUGCCAGACGUCGCUGUCAAUGUGGUUCCGGGCAGCAGGGCGCUUCCUAAUGUCUUGGAUCUUCCCAUGGUUUCGGGUUUCGUCAAGUCGGCUAUCGCAGCUGCCUGCGCAGAGUACUGCGCGCCCAAGAGCCUCACCAUGAAUGUAGGAGACAUGCUGGCAGGCGCGCCGGCAAACUCUGACGUCGAUGCAGUGGGAGUGCUUGUCGUGCACAUUCAGCGUGGCAUUGACCUCAGCGCCCAAGACGCCAGUGGAUCAAGCGACCCGUACGUCAUCGUCUCUCUCGCCAAGUUUGGCAAGCCUCUAUACUCUUCUCGAAUCAUCUUCGAGGACCUGAACCCGAACUUCAACGAGUAUGCAUUUGUUCCUGUCACCUUGGAUGAUCUACGUAACAACGAGGUCCUUUCUAUCCAGCUGUGGGACUCCGACCAGCGCACAGCUGACGACAUCGUCGGCCGCAUCUCUCGCGACGUGCGAGACCUUACCAAAGGAGAAACGAAGAAUCGCAUGGUCGACUACGAAGAUCCCCUCAAGGGCUUCGAGGAAGCGGACAAGAUGCAGGGCUCUCUCAAGUGGCGUGGGGGUUGGUUCGAGAAGAAGGAAUUUGAUCGUCUGCUCUUCGAACAGGCUGAGGCUCGCCGCAAGGAGAAGAUGACUGAAGUUGAGAAGAAGGCGAAGGAGGCUGAAGUCAAGGCUGCACAGGAGAAGGCGAAAAAGGAGGGCAAAGCUGUCGAAGACACCGAACUUACCGCACUCAACACUCCUCCUAGCCCGGAGUACCCGACAGGCGUACUUCAAAUUGUUGUCCAUCACAUUGUCGGUCUCGAAGAGCGCGAGGUGGAGAAGGGUGUCAGCGGCAAGGCACGCGAGUCAGGCGCCAGCGGUCAGGAUGUCGAGGAAAAGGACCUUGAGCUCAGGCUGCCCUCAGGAUACAUCGAGCUCGCCAUUGAUGAUUCCAUCGUCUACAAGACCCGCACCAAGAUGGCGACGAACAUGCCCAUCUUUGAGGCCAAGACGGAGAAUGUUGUGCGCGACUGGACGAAAUCGGAGGUGCGCCUCAUCGUGCGCGACGCCCGCACGCGCGAGCUCGACCCUAUCAUGGGCAUUGCGCAGAUCAACCUCAAGGAAGUAUUCGAGAAUGAGUCCUCAGUGCAGCGCUACUUUGCGAUCUCUGACGGCAUCGGAUACGGCAAAAUUCAGGCUACACUGAUCUGGCGCUCCCUCAAACUCAAGGAGGACAUUCCUGUCUCGCUGCUUGGCGCUGACACCGCGACCGUCGAGCUUCUGAGCGCCAUCUCCAUCGACGUGGACGAGGAGCACGAGUCAUUGCGUAAUCAAAAGAUCUCCGUCACUACCGGUGACGUCACGCAAAAGCUCAGUGCCAUUCGCAAGCAAGAAGACUUGUCUAUCGGAGAUGAUGAGGCGGAGAACGGGGCAUUGGCUCGCUUGCCUGUCUACGACAGACACGCGUCGACCCUCGCCUUUAGCUUCGGCGGAGGCAUCAAGCUCGGCCCGUUCGGAGGCAAAGUGGACGCUGUCGCCGUCGUCUCUUUGCUAGACCUCGAAGACGAGGAGAUAUACGAGCUUGAUAUUCCCCUGCUCGCUGGCGACAAGCUUGGCACCCUUGCUCGCAAUCACAUUGAUGACUGGACGCUCGAAACACACAAGGCGCAAGAAAUUGGCAAGCUGAAGGUGAAGGUUCGCGUCGAUCCGGGCCUGGACGGAAAUCACGCUGCUGUUGCGAAGGGACAAGUGCGUCGCCACGAGCAAGAAGUGUACGAGCGCUUGGUGGGCAUGCCAGAGACUGCCGAGAAGAACGCGCACGCCGACGAUGAUGGAGUCAUCGACCGCAAGGAGCAGAAGGCUAUCGACAGAGCCAAGACGGAUGCUCUGCAUGCCAGACACCGAGGAGCGUAUGGAUACGCACCCGUCAGGACUGGUGCGUGGGCCAAACAGGGUGUCAAGGACCGUGUCAGACGUUACUCGCUCAAGCUGCGCGGAAAGGACACCAAGGAACGUCAGGUCGCUUCGGAGACGGGCGCCUGAGCUUGGAUCGAGCAUCUGACGCGGAAGUUUCCUGCGCGUCUACUCUUGCAUCUUCCACCCAACAGAUGGCUCACAGGCCGCGUGCUACGAUGAGAUACACAGACUUGAAGCUGCGUGAUGAAUAUGAUGAUUGUUUUCUUGUG
Molecule: messenger RNA, 3599 nt
Organism: Ceraceosorus guamensis
Lineage: Eukaryota; Fungi; Basidiomycota; Exobasidiomycetes; Ceraceosorales; Ceraceosoraceae
Exons: 8
Coding region: 1-3456 (1151 amino acids)
Molecular function (GO): lipid binding
Source: RefSeq, a predicted model, not a curated record